Messenger RNA from Sus scrofa (pig), 1913 nucleotides. It is a transcript of the gene SEBOX, whose product is annotated as SEBOX homeobox. Gene Ontology annotation, molecular function: DNA binding. NCBI's taxonomy places the organism in Eukaryota, Metazoa, Chordata, Mammalia, Artiodactyla, Suidae. The record is from RefSeq and is a predicted model, not a curated record.
GCCCUAAAAAGCAAAAAAAAAAAAAAAAAAAAAAAACUUUAAAAACAAACAUCUUUCUCAAAACCCCUUGAAUGAACCUGUGGAAGCUCCUCUGCUUCCUGGACUCCAGGAAGCUCAUUUGGGCCCUCAGGGGGCCAGGGAGAAAGGGCCAGGUGCAGGCAGUGCUCUAAGGCCGACCUGAGGGUGAUCUGGUCGUGACAUCUGCUCCCAGCCCUGCUGAAGAGAGGGUGCCUCGAGCUCAUCUGCUGUCCCAUCAACCUCCUCAUCCUGUCCAGCAUCCCCAGCCAGGUCCAUCCUCAGCUGUGGUUUAGAACCCCACCCACUCUCCUCUGAAGGCAGCCGGCAGCUGGGCACCGAGGGCUCCCGUAGGGGCGGCUGAAGCGCUGAGAGCAUUGGAGGGAGGGGUCCCCUUGGCAUCCUGGACGGAGCCCUGGGGGGGAUCUUUCACAAAGUACAGGCUUUCAGGCACAGAUUGCCAAAGUUUGAGGGUAGGGGGUGGGGUGGGCGGGGCCAGCUUCUUUUGUGCUGCUCUGGAGGAGCAGCGUUGCCUCGCCAGCAUCCUCUCAAGCCCCAACACGGCCCCCAGCCUCUCCUGUCUCCCCUGGGGACUUCUCAGCCCUCCUGGAGCGGGGAGGCUAACCCUCCCCCCUCCUGGAGGCGGGGCCAACCCUCGGAACAGGAUAAAAUCCAAGCGAAGGGGAGUGGUGUGGGCACAGCCUUGGCAUGGCCAUCUGGCUCCUCAGUCUGCCAGCUCCAUGGCCGGCCCGGUGGAUACACCUCCUGCAGGCCAUGCCAGUGGGUUGGGUCCGCAUCGGAGAAAGAGGACCACCUUCAGCAGAGGGCAGCUGCUGGAGUUGGAGCGGGUGUUUGCAGCACGACCCUAUCCCGACAUUGGCACCCGUGAGCACCUGGCCCGGGUCACCAGCCUUCCUGAGGCCAAGAUACAGGUGUGGUUCCAGAACCGCAGAGCCAAGAGAAUCAAGAAUAGAGAGCCGGGAGGCCCAAGUCCCAGGCCCGAGCCUCCCCAGAGAUCCCAUUCUCUUCCAGACACCGUCCAGCAGCCCUGGGAGCCCCGAACCCCGGGCCAGCCUCCAUUCUCCAACAGCGCAACUCAGUGGGCCUCUGCGUGUCAACACGCCUCUGCCUUCUGUCCAGCUCCUGGCUUGGGUCCGGGGCAGGGCUGGGGGGGCGCCAAAGCUGCAGCCCCAUGGGGACCAGCUGGGGCUUCAGGGGUCCACCUCUCUUCAGAGCGAGCUACUCCCCAGACCUCACUGGGCAGCCUGUCUGACCUCAUCUAUGCCUCGGCCGUUGUCACCAACCUGGACCACUCCUAAUCUAGGGCUAGAACUUGCAAGACCCCUCCUCUGGCUUCUGUCACCCACCCUGCCCUUAGGGCUGAACACAUCAGGAGAGGAUUCCUGGCCCCUCCUUUACACACCAGAGGUCUCUUAUGGAAGAAAGUUUAGUUCAGGGAUCCCUCCCGUCCACGAUCCUCCAGGCCAGCCUAGAUGUGGGUUCUGUGGAGUGACAGGGGCCUGGCUCUGUUACCCAGCGCCCUGCCCCUCCAGGGAUAUGUGCCCAUCAUCUCAGCAGGAGGUGCCUACAGAUAGAUGGGGUACGGGCCCAUGAUUCCCCUUUCUCCUACCAGGCCUGGUCCCCAAUUCAUCUCACUCCAGCUGACAACGCCUUCUUCCUCUAAAGGGGAGCGGGCAGCCACCCCUCACCCAAGGGUCCUUUUGGCCAUUACCUUACUGUUAAGUGAGCCGGAAGAGUGCUGAUCCUAAUUCUAGAUGGCAGGGACCAAUCCUUUUACAGUUCAGGGCCCCCUCUCCUGCCCUCCUACCCCCUGGACAAAUUAACCAGAACUAUGGAUCUGAAGCAGGAGUGAUAUUAAAGUAAUAAAAUAGGAAUCG